Molecule: messenger RNA, 1347 nt
Organism: Phaeodactylum tricornutum CCAP 1055/1
Lineage: Eukaryota; Bacillariophyta; Bacillariophyceae; Surirellales; Neidiaceae
Exons: 4
Coding region: 1-1347 (448 amino acids)
Biological process (GO): SRP-dependent cotranslational protein targeting to membrane
Cellular component (GO): signal recognition particle
Molecular function (GO): GTP binding; GTPase activity; ATP hydrolysis activity
Source: RefSeq, a predicted model, not a curated record
AUGUCGGAGGCUUCCAUUCAACCCGCCCUUCGUGAAGUACGUCGGGCGCUUCUCGACGCGGAUGUCAACGUUGACGUCGCUGAUACGUUGAUCGAAGGAGUACGUGCGCGAAGCCUCGGGCAGGAAGUAUUGGAAGGUGUUACCGCCGAACAACAAUUUGUUAAAGCCAUGUACGAUGAGUUGCUCGACAUGAUGGGAGGCGAUUCGUCAGUACCGAUGAGUGACGGGCCCAGCAAUGUUCCCGUUGCGACCUUGGCGUCUGGUACCGCAGCCGAUCCCGCCGUCAUCUUGCUUGCAGGUUUGCAAGGUGCCGGUAAAACAACCGCAGCCGGGAAACUCGCUCUUUUUUUGAAAGAACAACGCAAGGUGUUGCUGGUAGCAGCAGAUAUAUAUCGGCCGGCUGCUAUCAAACAGCUGCAAGUACUCGGAGAGAGCAUUGGGGUAGAGGUAUUUACUAAAGGAACGGAUGUUGAUCCGGUGGAAAUUGUCAACGCAGGAAUUCAAAAAGCUCGAGAUGAAGGAUAUGAUACCGUGAUUGUGGAUACAGCGGGUCGUCAAGUUAUCGACACGGAUCUCAUGGACGAACUCCAGCGCAUGAAAAGAGCUGCUAGUCCACAAGAAACUUUGUUGAUCGUUGACGCCAUGACCGGUCAGGAAGCUGCAUCCUUGACGGCCGCUUUUGAUUCCGCCAUCGGACUAACAGGUGCAAUUUUAACUAAAAUGGAUGGCGAUUCUCGUGGCGGUGCCGCUGUGAGCGUCCGAGGGGUAAGUGGUAAGCCUAUUAAAUUCGUUGGAACCGGUGAAAAAACAGCCGAUCUGGAACCGUUCUAUCCGGAUCGUAUGGCAAGUCGCAUUCUCGGUAUGGGAGAUGUAGUAAGCUUAGUUGAAAAAGCCGCAUCAGAGGUUUCAGAUGCUGACGCACUCAAGAUGCAGCAAAAAAUGCUUGACGCCAGCUUCGAUUUCGAUGACUUCGUGAAACAAUCCGAGCUUGUCACCAAAAUGGGAAGCGUUGCCGGAAUCGCGAAACUAAUGCCUGGUAUGGCCAAUCAGCUCAACAUGAAUCAGAUUCGUGAAGUCGAAGCUCGAUUAAAGAAAAGCAAAUCCAUGAUCUCAAGUAUGACCAAAAAGGAACGGGCAAACCCCGAGCUUUUGAUCAAGGAUUCUAGCGCCCGUUCUCGCUUAAUUCGAAUUACAAAAGGAUCGGGCUGUGGGCUGGAUGAAGGGCAACAGUUUAUGAGCGAGUUUCAGCGUAUGAAAACCAUGAUGAGCACGAGGCGGUUUUGGCGGUUUUGGCUAAUGAUCCAGAGUCUAGCUUUGGCGGUCACUCGCCCCGAAAAUACCGUGUAG